AUGUUUGCCGUAUCGACUGCAUUAGCUGCUCAGGAGGGCCUGUACUGUUCGCCCACCAAUUUCUUCCUUGCCUCUCUGGGCAUUGCCGCUUCCAUCAGUUUGGCCAACCUCGGUGCUGCUUAUGGCACUGCCAAGGCCGGUGUUGGUAUCGCUUGCAUGGGCGUUAUGAGAGGUGAUCUCGUUAUGCGAUCUCUCAUCCCCGUAGUCAUGGCUGGUGUGUUGGGUAUCUACGGCCUCAUUACUUCUGUUAUCAUCAACGGCAAACUCGAGAACCCCGCGGCUCUCAGUCCAUAUUCAGCCUAUGCACUCCUUGGUGCCGGACUUACUGUUGGUUUCUCAGCCUGGGCCGCUGGAUACGCUAUUGGCAUUGUUGGUGACAUUGGUGUGCGGUGUAACGCUCUUUCCAACGGCAAGCUGUUCGUGGGCAUGAUCCUUAUUUUGAUCUUCGCCGAAGCUCUGGGCCUGUACGGUCUCAUCGUUGGCCUUGUUGUUGCCUCUGGUGCUAUGGAAAAGGGUAGUAACCUCUGCAUCCCCUACAAGAGCUAA
Molecule: messenger RNA, 546 nt
Organism: Perkinsus marinus ATCC 50983
Lineage: Eukaryota; Perkinsozoa; Perkinsida; Perkinsidae
Product: vacuolar ATP synthase 16 kDa proteolipid subunit, putative
Exons: 5
Coding region: 1-546 (181 amino acids)
Biological process (GO): proton transmembrane transport
Cellular component (GO): proton-transporting V-type ATPase, V0 domain
Molecular function (GO): proton-transporting ATPase activity, rotational mechanism
Source: RefSeq, a predicted model, not a curated record